AUGGCUGCGUCACUAGCUAAGGAGAACUCGAAUUUUCCUGGAACCGCAACAUCAUUUCGAAACUCCGUUUCACAAAAUCUUGAUUCUCAGUUUCCAGCAGAGUCAGGAAGAUACCAUCUAUACAUCUCUUACGCUUGUCCAUGGGCUUCUAGAUGUCUCGCAAUCUUGAUACUCAAAGGACUCGACAAAGCCAUAACCUUCUCGUCUGUUCAACCACUAUGGAGAAAAACCAAAGAAAACGAAGAGCAUAUAGGAUGGGUUUUUCCAGAUUCAGAUACAGAGGUUCUUGAUGCCGAGAGAGACCAUCUUAAUGGUGCCAAAACCAUAAGAGAGCUUUAUGAUAUCGCCAGCUUGAACUAUACAGGCAAAUACACUGUUCCUGUCCUUUGGGAUAAGAAGCUUAAGACUAUAGUCAACAACGAGAGCUCUGAGAUACUUAAAAUGUUCAAUACCGAGUUCAAUCAUGUCGCGGAAAAUCCUUCUUUCGAUCUUUAUCAUCCCAACCUCCGAACCAUAAUCGAUGAGACUAAUGAAUGGAUUCACGAUGGGAUAAGCAAUGGUGUUUAUGAAUGCGGUUUUGCAAAAACUCAAGCAGCAUAUGAUGUGGCAGUGAAGAAACUGUUUGAUGCGUUGGACAAAUGCGAAGAAAUACUCGGAAGACAACGGUUUCUUUGCGGAAACACUUUGACUGAAUCAGAUAUCAGAUUAUUCGUCACUCUCAUAAGAUUUGACGAGGCUUACGCGGUGAUAUUCAAAUGCGAUAAGAGACUUGUAAGGGAGUAUUGGAAUCUGUUUAACUACACGAAAGAUAUCUACCAAAUCAAGGGGUUGAGCAGUACAGUGAAGAUGGAUCAUAUAAAGCAAAAUUACUAUGGAAGCUUUCCUUCUAUAAACCCUCUGGGGAUUGUAGCUCAUGGACCAAACAUUGAUUACUCUUUGCCUCAUGACCGACACAGAUUCUCCACGGAAACAGCAUGA
Molecule: messenger RNA, 978 nt
Organism: Microthlaspi erraticum
Lineage: Eukaryota; Viridiplantae; Streptophyta; Magnoliopsida; Brassicales; Brassicaceae
Source: the annotation of a GenBank genome assembly